AUGUCAGAGAUCGUCUGCACAAUAGGAAAAUAUGAUUUUCCUAAAGAUUGGCCUGAUCUGAUUAGGGAUCUUGUGAUACAGUUGGGGGUAGAAGAGAUGGAUAAGCUUAUUGCAACACUGAGAGCAAUGGAUGAGCUUUUCAGACGUUAUCGACACGAGUCUAAAUCUACGGAACUGUGGCAAGAAAUCAAAUUUGUUUUGGAUAAUGCAGCAGCCCCAAUAACAGCAUUGUUUACAAAAAUGUUGCAACAGAUUCCGCAAAAGGAUACAGUGGCAGCUGGAGACGCAGAAGUUUGGCUUGAAAUACUUCUCCUGCUUGUUGAAGUAUUUCAUUCCUUAAGUGUUCAAGAUCUCCCAGAAUUUUUUGAAGACAAUAUAAGUACUAUGAUAAAUGGUUGCUUAGCUCUUCUUAAUCUAAAAGUUCCUUCUAUAGACGAGGUUCACACAGGAUAUGAACCUACUGUACUUGACAAGGUGAAAUGUGCUGUGUGCGAAGUCCUCACACUUUACUCACAGAGGUAUGAGGAGGAAGUUGCACCUUUUAUGCAGAGUAUCACUGAGCACAUUUGGCAAUUGUUGGUUGAAAUGGACUUCAGAGUAAGAUUUGAUACUGUGGUUGACGCUGCUCUUGGUUUCCUCUCCGCCAUAUGUAUGCGCCCCCAGUACUCUUCUAUGUUUGAGGUAGAAGGGGUACUGAAAACUUUGUGCGAAGAUGUCAUAAUUAAAAACUUAAUGUUGCGAGAGUGCGAUAUUGAAUUAUUUGACGAGGAACCUUUAGAAUACAUUAAAAGAGAUAUUGAAGGAUCAGAUAUUGGUACGCGUCGGCGAGGUGCAGGAGAUUUUGUCCGUGCACUCUGCCGGAGGUUUGAGUCUCAAGUCACAGCGAUACUGUCUACCGUGAUAUCUUUAUAUCUGAAUGAGUGUGCUUUAAAUUUACACGCAAAUUGGCUGAAAAAGGAUGUUAUAUAUUGCCUUGUAACUGCGAUGGCUUCAAAGUCAGAAACGUUGAGGUUUGGAGCAACGAGCACUAGUGAGUUGAUUAACGUAGUAGAUUUUUACAAUCAGCAUGUACACGGUGAUCUUUUUGCCGAGGAUGUCGAUAAUUUUCCCAUCCUUCGUACUGAUGCCAUAAAAUAUUUGGUCACUUUUCGUAACCAGUUACAACCCGAACAACUUGUGGAAAGUCUUGGGAUCCUUCUUCGUUUGUUCAGUUCGAAGCAUACUAUACUUUAUUUAUACUCUAGUUAUGCACUUGAACGAAUAAUGUUAGUGAAGUGUAAGGGGACAAAUAAGCCUGUAAUUUCUCGUGAAAAUACUCAAGUAGGUCCAAUGAUUGCUGCAUUGUUUGGCACAUUUGAUCGCUCACCUCAAGCACAAACUUCCCAUUACGUAAUGAAAGCUGUGAUGAGAUGUCUUAAUAUUAUGGACGGAGAAACAGCUAAGAAGUCUGGAGAAAUUGUGAAUAAACUUGCAAUCAUGAUUGGCACUGCUGUGAAGAGCCCCGUCGACUCUCUUCAUCUACAUUUUAUGUUCGAAUCUCUGUGUAUAAUUAUUCGCCAGGCUUACUCAGCAGUUGAGGGUGGAAUUGACCAAUACGUUAUCCCUGUUAUUGAAAGUAUAUUUUCUAGUGAAGUUGUUGACUAUAUUCCUUAUGCCCUGCAAAUCACAGCUUUACUUCUCGAUAAAGCAACCGAUCAAAAGUCAGCGGCGCUUGACAGUUAUCUUUCGUUUUUGCCUUUUUUAAUGGGAGAUAAUCUUUGGCAAAAUGUUUCCAAUGUUCCUGCUGGUAUCCUGGUUAUUGAGUCAUUUCUGCGUUGUCGUCCUGACCAUCUAAUUGGUAAUCAUGCACAGAAACUGAUGGCUAUAUUAACGCGGUUGAUUAGUUCUAAAGCUCAGGAUCAACAUGGAUUCAAACUUGCAAAUAUCCUUUUGAAUUUUUUAAAUAAGGAUCCUGCUAUGACUGAAGGCUUGUUGUUGACUCCAAUGUUUCGUCGAGUCCAAUUCUCAAAAACCGUAAAAUUCAUGAAGCAGUUUGUUGUAUUUAUUUGUCGUUUUGUGAUUGUUCGGGGAGCUACUGCCUUUUUACAAGCAUUGGAAUCGCUUCAGUCUGGUAUGUUCCACAUGGUUGUAGAGAAGAUACUGAUUGCCGAAUUGAAAAAUAUGCACAUGACGACUACUUAUGAUGAGAAGCGGAUAUGUUGCAUUGGAAUUGCAAAACUGAUCUCAGAAACGAUACAGAGCCUCAGUAACUUGUAUGGACAGCUUGUUGAAGCCACUGUUGGGCUAGUUGAAGCCAGUGGUUUUGGUCCUUCAGCUAUAAAAGAAGAUGAGGAGCCUGUUGGGGCGUAUGCUGAAGUAGAAGUCGAGUAUAACGAUCCAUUCUGCAAGCUUACGUAUGCUCAACACACUGAGACAGUUGCUCCAGAAGUUACCAAUUUUAAAGCAUUUCUUGCCCAAGCUGUGAUGAUGCAUGCUUCUUCCGUCUGUCCAGAGUCGGUAGCAUGUAUAAGCGAGCAAUCCCGAACUCACCUUUCUGCAUACUUGCAGAGUUGA
Messenger RNA from Enterobius vermicularis (human pinworm), 2553 nucleotides. The record is from the annotation of a GenBank genome assembly. Lineage: Eukaryota; Metazoa; Nematoda; Chromadorea; Rhabditida; Oxyuridae.